ACAGUAUCUGGGUCACUCCCCAUAUGUUAGAGGAACAACAAAAACACAUUUUGUGUAAAUGUAGAGAUUGUUGUACUGUGUAAAUGUGCCAAUCAGCAUAUAUUAGCUGCUCUUACUACAGCCUCUGGUUUAUGGUGGUGUAAUUAGAGGAUGCAGCUGUACAUGGUCCCUGCUGCUGUAAUUAACUGGGAGCAGCAGCACAGAGAAAGCAAACAAACAUGUACUGAUUAAUGAGGACUUAAUGCUCCUGGGCUGGACACACACUGGUUAGGUCGAAGGUUAUCAGGCGUGAUGUUUGCCAGCGUUGAUCGGUGACAGUGUCCUGUAUCUCUCAGCCAUCAUCCCGUCCUGCUCUGCGCCGGUUCCCCCGCAAUAAAUGCGCCAGUCUGCCACGUGAGGGAGGCGCAAAAUGGGAUCUUGACCCAUUUUUCCCUCUUUCGUCUCUCCUCCUCAGUUUGAAAUAUGAAACCUGGUCCAUUUUCAGCCAAGUCUGUCCCCCGGGCUCCCAGUUCCUCCAAGCGCCAACGCUGCUCCGCACUACCCAGCUUCAAUUCGGCUUUUUCACACUUCAGCCAGACGGUCAAAGGAAACUUUUAUGCAUGUUUUUGCCCUGCGAACCACCCACUCCAUCACUGUGUCCAAUCAUCCCACUGACGCGGGUUUGGAUUUGUUUCUGCAAAAAGUUGUGAUUGAAACUUUUUUCUUUGUUGUUCCUGCUGACUGGGGGAGGAUUCUGAAAUAUCCGAAACUGUAUUGUUUUUAAUGAGAGCAUCUCUCCAGCCGGCGUGUUGACCGGGAUGUGGGUGGCCAUGAUUGUAAACUGAGCUCCUGAUUGCAUCGCCUGCAUCCCUUUUUUCUUUUGUCUUUGUUGCAUCUCUGCCUCUUCACUGUCACUGGGAUGUAAAGACACUGAAGUACUGUGGUUGGCUGUCAUUUUUCUUUACACCCACAAAGGAAUUAACUCUUCAAUUUUUGCUUUUUUCGCGAGGGAAAACCAUGGCGAGAUUUCUGUUGAACAUGCGCCUUUUUAUGGUUUUAUUGGGAUUAUUUUUGCUCUCGUCUCCAUCUGCAAGAGCCGAACCGGAGCCGCAGGACGAAGAGGAGGAGGAGAGCUCCUGUCAGGGAGCUUUUGACCUCUAUUUUGUGCUUGAUAAGUCUGGCAGUGUGAAGAACCAUUGGGAUGAAAUCUACUACUUUGUGGAGAAUUUAGCUGAGAAAUUCAAAAGUCCCAUGCUGAGGAUGUCCUUCAUAACAUUCUCCUCCAGAGCAUCCACCAUCAUGAAACUGACGGAAAACAGAGUGGACAUCAGAAAGGGACUCAACGCUUUGAAAAGAGAGAUCCCUGGUGGAGACACAUUCAUGCACCUCGGAUUGCAGAGGGCAAACGAGCAGAUACACCAGGAGAAUUUUGGCACAGCCAGCGUGAUCAUUGCACUGACAGAUGGAGAGCUGCAGGAGCACCAGCUCACCACGGCACAGCAAGAGGCAGAGAGAGCCCGGUCUCUCGGCGCGAUUGUGUACUGUGUUGGUGUCAAAGACUUCAAUGAGACACAGCUGGCCACCAUUGCAGACACCAUUGAGCAUGUGUUUCCUGUGCUGGGCGGCUUCCAUGCCCUCCGGGGAGUCAUUGAUUCGAUCAUCAAGAAAUCCUGCAUUGAGAUUUUAGCAGCCGAACCAUCCAGUGUGUGUGCAGGAGAGUCUUUCCAAGUGGUGGUGAGAGGAAAUGGUUUCCUCCAUGCCAGAAACAUCAACCAGGUGCUCUGCAGCUUCAAAAUCAACGAUACCGUUACAGUCAGUGAAAAACCGGCUGGUGUACAAAACACAUUCUUACUGUGUCCAGCUCCUGUCAUCGAUGAAGUGGGGAAGGUGAUUUAUCUACAAGUGAGCAUGAACGACGGUCUGUCCUUCAUCAGCAGCAAUGUUCACAUCACCACCACAGAGUGUUUUGAUGGCACCAUUCUCCUGAUCACCCUGCUGGUAUUGUUCCUCCUGCUGGCCCUGCUCUUCAUGUGGUGGUUCUGGCCGCUCUGCUGCACUGUGGUGAUCAAAGAGCCUCCUCCUCCACCUCCUCCUGAGCCCGAGUCAGAUGAUGAAGACGGCCUGCCCAAGAAGAAGUGGCCCACUGUGGAUGCUUCAUAUUACGGAGGAAGAGGAAUCGGAGGGAUCAAGAGGAUGGAGGUGCGUUGGGGAGGGAAGGGCUCGACAGAGGAGGGGGCAAAGCUGGAGAAGCCGAAGAACGCUGUGGUGAAAAUGCCUGAGCAGGAGUACGAGCCCUUCGAGCCCAAACCUAAGAAAUCUCACAACAAGAAGGCGCCUCAGAACCGGAAGUGGUACACGCCCAUCCGGGGUAAACUAGACGCUAUCUGGGCUCUGUUCCGCCGCGGGUACGACCAGGUCUCUCUGAUGAGACCCCAGCCUGGAGAUCAUGGUCGAUGCAUCAACUUCACAAGAGUGAAAGAGGAGUCAGCAGCAGCCAAGGCCCAACCUCGCACCCCGAUCCACACGCCCACACCACCGCCACCAGACUACCGCCCUGUGACACGAACCGCGUCCUCAUCUCCCACCCAGAGCAGCCCUCCUCCCAAAUCACCACCAUCAGGCCAGCUACCACCAGGACCACCGCCCGCCCGCACACCCCCGGGGCUACCAUGUCCACCGCCGUCCCGUCCCCCACCCAGCCUUCGACCCUGAAUCACACAGACAAACCCCUCCCGUCCCCCAACGCACCCGCUUUGAUAUCACAGACUUAUCGCUCUGUUGACCAGUUCCUUCAGUUUGAAGGUCGUGGUCCUCGCUGCCACAGAUAUUCCUGCUAUAAGCCAAAGACCAGCAGUAUUUUGAGUCCCAGUCCUCCUGUGCUCCUCCUCUUUUAUGGGAAAGAGUGUCAAGACAACUUCAAGUCGUUGUCAUUAAACAACAAUAAACUCUGGUGGUAAAUCAAAAUUGGAAUAGAAGGGAAAUUUGCUAUAAGAACAGAAAUUGAAUGCUCUCUGUUCCAUUUUUUAAGCACAAAGUAAAGAGUUGACCACCCCCAAAAACUGGAUAAAGUCCUUUCUCUACAGGCCAUGACUAUCUGCUUGAUUUUGACAAGCAGUUUGACUUGACACUCUGUCCCAUACCGAGGAUGAACGGGGUCAUUCGGGGAAAAUAUUUUACUUAUUGUUGGCACGUGUGAGAUCAGGGAGGAUUGUUGCUGGACAGCAAAGCAUGUUGGGACAGGAAGUCCACAGAAGAAUUAUGCAAUGGAUGAAAUUUCUUUGUUGUCUUUAUCAACUACUGAGUUUGGCCAUUGUUGUCAAGAGUUAAGGUGAAAAGUAGGUUAUACAUGAAAAUCUGAGAACUUUGAGAAGAAUGGAUUGGUUUCUUUGUCCAUUGCUAUUACGGUGAAGGGAAUUUCAAUUGGCCAUGUUGCUAACAUAUCUGAUUUUCAAAAAAAUAUGUAUUUUUGGACAUUGUUCUCAAUGCCAAAAUAUUUUUUUUCUUCACCUUUUCGUGAUGUUUCUUCUAUUAGAAUACAUGCUAACCCAACAAAUUCCAACCCUGUAUCACAAAGUAUGCAGUUACUCGAUUUUGUGGUCCAGUCUUUGUACCAUUCAGUGACAGGGAAGUGUACAGACGUCAUGUAGAAGGUAUGUUUUUACAAUAUGUGUUCGAGAUGUGUUUUUGAAUGUUACGUUGGUCGAUAUCUUUGAGGCUUUGGAUUUUGUCCUUAACCACCUUUUCAUGUAGUUGAAUUUAGAGUACAGCAAUAUACGUAUAUUUUUUGAUUUUAUUUUUUUUGUUGUUUUGGUAUCUGCGCACAUAGACUGUUGGGCAACUCUUUUUUUUUUUUUUGGACAUGGAAACGUAUGAAAUCAAGCAACCAGAAAUCAGGUUAACGUCUCUCCUCACAUUUUUUUUUAUACACAAUCCUCAUACUGUACUUUGAUACCAAUAUGUGUGUUUUAUGUCUUCAGUUUAUCAUCACCUGUCACAUUGCAACUGCAGGGCAGUUCAAAGAGCAUCUAAUUUAUUUUACUCCCCGAGAGAAAUAGAGGAGAGUACUUGAAUAUCGACAAGGUGUCCAACCGCCAAGACGGACACUGUGCGCAGAAUUUAGACACACAACAGCUAGCCAGUUAAAAGUCAUAUAUGGCUUACCAGCGUCUGUUAACCUCUCAGCUACACUGAAAAACAUUUGAAACUAAAAGUGAUCAAGGUACAUUUAAUGCCCAGUAAUCAGAAAAUAUAAAAAUUAUGUGAAUUUUUGUUUGUAUCAUGUGUUCCAAAGCUCUUUUCUAGCAGCUGAAAAGAUGCUGUUAGCAUACAAGCUAUCAAUGACAAGAAAAGAACAUAACUUUGAGAUUUUAACUUGAGGGUGUGGAAAAGAGGUUGAAAAACGCUGGUAUUCCUUUUUAUAGCCAGUGCCUUCUGGAAUUUUCUUCUCGUUUGAUUUUUUUUUCUAUACUUUCAGUUUGAUGUACGUCAUUCGGUUAUGUCGUGUACCGUUGUGUUACUACAAGCAUUCAGAAUCAUUCAGUGCCUUGAAGCUGCACUAGAAGUUGCAUAUGUUGUGUCCAAAAUUAACUUCAUAUUCCACUAAAAAUGGUUUUUAAUUUUACUUAAAAGUCACAACACAGCUCAGUUGAGAUACAACAUGGUUAUGUGACAAGGUGCUACAUGUCAAAUGUCGCAAUCAUCACAUCGCAAUAAUUGUACUGCACUGGUAUACCUACCAUAAAUAAAUUGGACAUAAAUAUGCCAAUUAUGCUUUGCUGGCAAUUUCUAGCAUGUUUUUGACCACAUUUCCCAUGCUGGUGAUGGACUUGUGUUAGUGGUAAUUAUACUUAGCCACACCAGAUCUAGACCAGACCAGAUGUAUACGGCAAAGUGUUGUACCUGUCACACAUUUUAUUUGAGGCAACAUGCCCGAUUGUUUAGUGGUGGUACCUUUAAGGUGGGACAACUACGAAUUAGAUUUUUCCUUAGAAAAAGUCAACUGUUUACAGAUACAGAUACAGAUUCCUGCACCAUCAAAUUGCACCUUUGUGUCACUUCCUCCCUUUGCUCAUCCAAUGUUGCUGAGAGAACUAAGAUCUCUGAGGAAUAAAACUAAAGCAGAUCUCAUCAUGCCAGAUUUAUCAAUGACACCUUGAUAGUGAAUGUUAAUACCAAAUUUGUCGCAUUGUUACACAUUAAAAUAGAAACACAAAGUAUUAUUACUUUUAACUCAGAAUUUUCUUGUUUUCUAUCUCUGCGCCGAUGAAAAUGCAUACAAAUGUGGCCUGUAGAUGUUCCACUGAUGGCGUGGAUUGCUGAACCUCUUAGAAAUUCCUGUUUGACACACUUAAGACAUUCAGUUCUUUGAGUUAAUUCAGUUUACCUUUAAGAAAGAAUAAAUGCGACACUGAUGCAGGAUCAGUGUUGGGGGGGAACUGCUGCAGUGGCCUUCACUGCCAUUCCUAAUCGAGAUGAGACACAUUACGUUAUGUUGUGUGUUUUUUACACGUAUAAACAGCAGUACUGAGGCAAAUAUGAAAGACGUAUACGAUUUUCUCUUGUUGGUUGACAUGACUUUUUUUUUUAAACAUUAUCAAUAAAGGUUGACUUCCAAGCUUCUA
This is a messenger RNA of Acanthopagrus latus (yellowfin seabream), 5600 nucleotides long. It is a transcript of the gene antxr1c, whose product is annotated as ANTXR cell adhesion molecule 1c. Gene Ontology annotation, molecular function: signaling receptor activity. Bases 997 to 2691 code for a protein of 564 amino acids. The record is from RefSeq and is a predicted model, not a curated record. Gene Ontology annotation, cellular component: membrane. Lineage: Eukaryota; Metazoa; Chordata; Actinopteri; Spariformes; Sparidae. The transcript has 18 exons.